AUGUUUCGGAACAAGCCGGAAAUUAAUUUCCUACCUCUUGAUAAUUAUAUCCCUUCUUUUUUCGUUCUUUCUUUCGUUUUUCUUUUUCACCUUUCAUCCUUUCUUUCUUUCUUCUUAACUAUCGUUCUUUUUGUCAUUCUUUCUUUCUUUUUUCUUCUUUUUUUUCUUCUUUUAUUCUUUCGUGCUUUCAUUUGUUCUUUCUUAACUUUGUUCUUUCUUUUGUUUUCUUUCUUUAUUUCUUUCCUUCGUUCUUUUUUAUUCUUUCUUAUUUUUUUUUCAUUAUUUCGUUCUUUAAUUUCUCCUUCAUUUUCGUCUUUAUUUCUUUUUCAAUCUUUUUUCUUUCGUCCUUCCUUUCGUUCUUUUUGUUCUGUCUUUCUUUCAUUUAUUUUUUCUUUCGACGUUUCUUUCAUUCUUUCGUUUUUUUCGUACUUUUCUUCAUUUUUUCUUUCUUUCUUUCGUUCUUCCUUUCGUACUUUCUUUCAUUUUUUUCUUUCUUUCUUUCGUUCUUUCGUACUUUCUUUCAUUUUUUCUUUCUUUCGUACUUUUCUUCAUUUUUUCUUUCUUUCAUUUUUUCUUUCUUUCUUUCGUACUUUCUUUCAUUUCUUUCUUUCUUUCGUUCUUUCGUACUUUCUUUCAUUUUUUCUUUCUUUCGUACUUUCUAUCAUUUUUUCUUUCUUUCUUUCGUUCUUUCGUACUUUCUUUCAUUUUUUUCUUUCGUUCUUUCGUACUUUCUUUCAUUUUUUUUUCUUUCUUUCUUUCGUUCUUUCGUACUUUCUUUCAUUUUUUUCUUUCGUUCUUUCGUACUUUCUUUCAUUUUUUCUUUCUUUCUUUCUUUCGUUCUUUCGUACUUUCUUUCAUUUUUUCUUUCGUUCUUUCGUACUUUCUUUCAUUUUUUUUCUUUCGUUCUUUUCUUUCUUUCUUUUUUUUUUUUUUCUUUUUUCUUUUUCGUUCUUUUCUUACUUUCUUUUCAUUUUUUCUUUCGUUCUUUCGUACUUUCUUUCAUUUUUUCUUUCGUUCUUUCGUACUUUCUUUCAUUUUUUCUUUCUUUCUUUCUUUCGUACUUUCUUUCAUUUUUUAUUUCGUUUUUUCGUACUUUCUUUCAUUUUUUCUUUCUUUCUUUCUUUCGUUCUUUCGUACUUUCUUUCAUUUUUUUCUUUCGUUCUUUCGUACUUUCUUUCAUUUUUUCUUUCUUUCUUUCUUUCGUUCUUUCGUACUUUCUUUCAUUUUUUCUUUCUUUCUUUCGUUCUUUCGUACUUUCUUUUCUUCUUUCAUUCUUUAAUUCUUUUUUCUUUCAUUCUUUCGGUUUUUCAUUCCUUCUUCAUUUUCGUCUUUGUUUCUUUUUCUGUCUUUCUUUCGUUCUUUCUUUUGUUUUUUUUUCUUUAUUCUUUCGUUCUUUCUUUCGUUUUUUUUUGUCCUUUCUUUCUUUCGUUUUCUUCUUUCUUUCUUUUUUUUCGCCGAUACUUUCCUUCUUUCUUUCGUUCUUUCGUUCUUUCCUUCCUUUCUUUCGUUCUUUUUCCUUUGUUCUUUCUUUCGUUCUUUCUUUCUUUUGUUUUUUAUUUCUUUUUUCUUUCGUUCUUUCUUUUCUUUUUUCAUUCUUUCUUUCUUUCUUUCUUUCAUUCUUUCGUUCUUUCAUUCGUUCUUUAUUUUCGUCUUUAUUUCUUUUUUUUCUAUCGUUCUUUCCUUCCUUGUUUAUUUCCUUUCUUCUUUCUUUUUAUUUCGUUCUUUCUUUCUUUCGUUCUUUCUUUCAUUCAUUUUUCUUACACUCCCAUAAAAUAUGACUUCUGUUCCUAUCUAUCUAUCUAUCUAUCUAUCUAUCUAUCUAUCUAUCUAUCUAUUUAUCUAUGUAAGUCUGUUCCUAUCUAUCUAUCUAUCUAUAUAUCUAUCUAUCUAUCUAUCUAUCUAUUUAUCUAUCUAAGUCUGCUCCUUUCUAUCUAUCUAUCUAUCUAUCUAUCUAUCUAUCUAUCUAUCUAUCUGUCUGUCUGUCUGUUCCUAUCUAUCCAAGUCUGUUCAUAUCUAUCUAUCUAUCUAUCUAUCUAUCUAUCUAUCUAUCUAUCUAUCUAUCUAUCUAAGUCUGUUCCAUUCUAUCUAUCUAUCUAUCUAUCUAUCUAUCUAUCUAAAUUAUUCGCUGAGGCAAAACUGAACAGUUGGCUUCCGGUCUUCUAA
Messenger RNA from Acanthosepion pharaonis, 2163 nucleotides. The record is from the annotation of a GenBank genome assembly. Lineage: Eukaryota; Metazoa; Mollusca; Cephalopoda; Sepiida; Sepiidae.